AUCAUCGUCAUGGCGCGCCUACUCCGCGCACUCUGGGGCCUGCCCUUCCUAGAGGCGUCUCCGCGGGCCUUGCGGUGCCGGUGCCUCGGCGCGAGGGCCGGACAUGGGGACGCAGGGUCUGUGACAAAGCAUGAGCUGUCUCUUGCCAAGAGUGAAUGGCGAAAGAAGCUGACUCCAGAGCAAUUCCAUGUCACCAGAGAAAAAGGAACUGAACCGCCUUUCAGUGGGAUCUACCUGAAUAACAAGGAAUCGGGAAUGUAUCACUGUGUGUGCUGCGACAGCCCACUCUUCAGUUCUGAGAAGAAGUACGGCUCUGGCACUGGAUGGCCUUCGUUUUCUGAGGCGCAUGGCACUUCUGGCUCUGAUGAAAGUAACACAGGGAUCCUGAGACGCGUGGACACCUCCUUAGGAUCAGUUCGCACAGAGGUUGUCUGCAAGCAGUGUGAAGCUCACCUCGGCCAUGUGUUUCCUGAUGGACCUGGGCCUAAUGGUCAGAGAUUUUGCAUCAACAGCGUGGCACUGAAGUUCAAACCAGGGAAACAUUGACUUUCUCCAAGGUUCCCUUCUUGCCACUCCUUCGUUUACACCCUCAAUUUUCAUAAUUCAUGUAAAUGACUUGUGUUAUUUACUAUGAAACUAAGCUAAGUUUGCCACUAGCACCCAGUAAGUCACAACUUCUCUAACUUACUUAUCUGGAAUGAACCCAACCCUGACUCCAGCUCUGACUGUGGAAUUUCACAGAAUGACAGAGGGACAUCCAUUUCUGUCAAAUUGAGUCCUGUAGACGGUGCCUGGGACCCAAGGGCAUCACUCUUUGGGGGACAUUAGGAGGCUGAUGGACUAUAAGCCAAAAAAUUCCUGCAAAAUUACCCUGAACUUUCCACUGAGGUUAAGUCCUUAUAGAGGAGGGAUCGAGUGAAAAGAGCAAGGCAACACAGGAUUAGAGUAAUCAACAACCCAGCAUUGAAAGAAGCACUGAGAAGCAGGCAGAAAUGGGGAUGGAUGCGUUGCAGUCAGAACUGCAGCAGGUCUCUAGAUCUCACACCCAGUCCUCUUCCCAUUAUUCUAGUUCCUAUAAUUCACAGUCAGAAUCCAGGACUCCUAUUUUUCAAAUUAUCUGCAUAUAAUAAAAUGCACUUCUUUUAAG
This is a messenger RNA of Rhinolophus ferrumequinum (greater horseshoe bat), 1147 nucleotides long. RefSeq names its product methionine sulfoxide reductase B2 (gene MSRB2). Gene Ontology annotation, cellular component: cytoplasm. The record is from RefSeq and is a predicted model, not a curated record. Gene Ontology annotation, molecular function: peptide-methionine (R)-S-oxide reductase activity. NCBI's taxonomy places the organism in Eukaryota, Metazoa, Chordata, Mammalia, Chiroptera, Rhinolophidae. Gene Ontology annotation, biological process: protein repair; response to oxidative stress.